Messenger RNA from Anneissia japonica, 1461 nucleotides. Its product is annotated as E3 ubiquitin-protein ligase TRIM71-like. Gene Ontology annotation, biological process: positive regulation of DNA-templated transcription. NCBI's taxonomy places the organism in Eukaryota, Metazoa, Echinodermata, Crinoidea, Comatulida, Comatulidae. The record is from RefSeq and is a predicted model, not a curated record. The transcript has 2 exons. Gene Ontology annotation, cellular component: nucleoplasm; chromatin. Gene Ontology annotation, molecular function: zinc ion binding; ubiquitin-protein transferase activity. Bases 1 to 1461 code for a protein of 486 amino acids.
AUGAAAAAAAAGGGUAAACUGGAAUGUCCAAACUGCCGCCAAUCACAUCCUAUUCCAGAGGGCGGGCUUCAAACACUGCCAUCGUAUGCAAUGGAAUUUAAAACAGCUAGACACUUGGACAGACUCUCUAAUAACAUCAAGUGCUAUUGUGGUAAAUACAACGCAGAUUUCUACUGUAAGGAUUGUAGUCAGUAUUUGUGUACUUCUUGCACAAAUACUCAUGACCAAAUUCUUGCACUCAAGAACCAUACCCCCCAACCAAUCAAAGCUAGGUCACCUUCCACAGAAAUACCUCACAACAAUUUAUGCCCACUACAUGAGAAAGAGUUGGAAUUUUAUUGCAAAGUUUGUAAAACUCCAAUUUGCCAAAAGUGUGCUAUUAUAGAUCACAGUGAAUAUGAUGGACAGCAUCAGCCAAUCAGAGCUUCUGAUGCAUUCAAUGAUCUCAGAAUAACAGCAAAUGCCUUGACGGCUCAAGCUGAUUUCCACAAAUACCUGGCACAAGCAGGAAUAAGCAAAUGCAUUGCAAAUGCCUCUGAGCUUAGUAAAAGAAGAAAUGAUAUUAUGAAAAACAUCAACAAAACUGCUGAAGAAAUGAUAAAAUUGGUCAGGGAAACAGAAAUUUCACUGGUAGCAAAGUUGGAAGAUAUCUGUAAAGCAAAGAACAGGAAGGGUAAUUCUCAAAUUGAUGAACUCAAAUCAAUUAUAUCAGAUAUUGAAGGAAAACAAAGUUACAUUGCAACAUUACUGAAAAGUGGUAAUGCAACAGCUCUUAAUACAUGUCAACAAGUAAUUAGGGAGCUACAAGACAAUGUUGGUGUCCCACCAGAGACAGAACCCAGAGAUGAUGGGAAGGUUUACUUUUCUCCAACAAAAGACCACAUACCAGUGUUGACUUCUCUGAAGAAACUGGGAAUAGGUCAUGUUAGUGAAAAGCCAAAUGAAAAUAUCUUCAAAAUUGUGCCUGAAAAUCCAAUGACUGUGACAUGCUACCAACCUUUUCAUGUUGAAAUAGCACAAAAAUAUGAAUGCGAAAUAGAUAUGAAUGACCUGACAAUAUCAAAAUCGGAAAUGGCAGCUUCAUGCACUUCAUCAAAAAACACUCCAACUUUCAGAAUUGUCAAAUCGGAGGGUAAAUAUCUUAUUAAAGGAACUACAACUACAGAUGUGACAUUGGAUGUUAAGUUUCAUAAUUCUUCAAUAAAAGGAUCUCCAAUUAAAAUCAUUGUUAAACCUGUUGAAAUUAAAAAGAUAACAUUUUGCAAAGAUAAUGGUCAGGAGAUCAAAUCAAUAUUUACUGGUCUUGAGGUCACAAGUUUACCAUCUGGUAUUAGUGUAGAUGAAGACCUUAAUGUGGUGUAUGUAUCUGAUGAGAUAGCAAAUUGUGUAGUGUUUAUAACAUGGAGAGCUAUGUUAAGGUUAAAACCAUUGGAUCUAAAGGCAGUCUUGAAGGACAAAUGA